GAGUUUCUUUCAGUCUGUGUUUAACACACACACACACACACACACACACACACACACACACACACACUCGACUGCACAUAAACAAUAAUGAGGGGCCUUUGUGUUGCGCUCAUCCCUUUAUCCUCCAGCACUAGCUGACUUGAGUCGUGUUUGUUAUUGAGUGUGUGGCGGCUGAAGCGGCGCGGGAGUUGGCGGACGCUCUGAUGUCUGAAACCAUUAAGGACAUUAAAUACUGAUGAUAAUGUCCAUCAAAAAGUUCUCAGUGGAUGUUCAAUAAGAGUGGAUAAUCAUCAUUAAUCAGGACUCUCACUGAAGACUACGUAGACAGGACCAUGGCUAGCAAGAGGAAGUCCACCGUUCCGUGCAUGAUUCCUGUAAAAGCCAUACAUCUGCAGGAUGACUUUGAGCUGGACAGACUGUCCCCUUCAACCAAGGACAUUGACUUUUCGGUUACAGAGGAAGCAAGUGGAAAAAGCAGUCAAAGUUUGGAUGAGUCCUCUGGGCAAGAAGCAGGUGAUACCUAUAAAGAUGGCGGUAUUUACACUUGUAGGCCAUGUAACUUUGAGACCCAGGACCUAAAUCUUUUCCUUGAUCAUGUCUACAGCGGGCACCCAGAUUUCCGCAUUGACCCUUGUUUUCUUUGCGUGGAUUGCGGGAUUAAUGCAGCAAAAUUUGAGGGCUUGGCACUGCACAAUGCCCGUGUCCAUCCAAGUACAAUAACCACCACACUUCAGCUCAAAAAGAAGGACAAUAGAAUCAUAGUAGAGCAGAGUCUUUGUGUGGAACCUUGUGAAAGCACUAGCUCUAAAGAAUAUGAGAUCUCCAUCACCAAGACACCAAUCAUGAAAAUGCUGAAGGGUAAAUCAGAACCCAAAAGGAUUGUAGUUUCCCACCCUGCAACGGAUGACCCUCCCCCCAUUAUGACCAAAGUGGUGGAGAAAAAUGACUCCCCUGCAGUUACUGUCACUCAUGUACCCACUAUUGUACACAAUGGAGCAGCCAGCAAAGUCACUCUGCCGUCGGCCAUACAGAUCGUUAAUGGCUCUGGGGCUUUGCCCAUGCUGAAGACAGCUGUUACACAAGUCAUAUCCGUCGUGCAGAACAGAAGUCUCAAUCAACAAUCUGCUCCAAUUACGGUCUCCUCAUCCCACUCCUCUUUGGCAUCCUCAUCAUCACGUACUAAGACUCUUCCAAAAGUAAUGGUCCCCCUGAGCAGCAUUCCUACUUACAAUGCAUCCAUGGACAAUAGCAGUUUCUUGAAGACAUCCUUUAGCAAGUUCCCUUAUCCAACCAAGGCUGAGCUUUGCUACCUUACUGUAGUCACCAAGUACCCAGAGGAGCAGAUCAAGAUCUGGUUCACAGCACAGAGGCUGAAACAAGGAAUCAGCUGGUCUCCAGAAGAAAUAGAAGAUGCCCGCAGAAAAAUGUUCAAUACAAUCAUACAGGCAGCACCCUCAAACAGCCAACAGCAGAGGCACAUCCACCACACCACUACUCAGCCAACUAUCACAGUACUGGGCACAACCGGCAUCCCUCAUAUCUUACAAGGUAGCCUGGUUGGCCAAGGAGGGGUGAUUGUCACCCAGCCGAUGAUGGCUAAUGGAAUUCAGGUCAGCAGUGCCCCUGUUGCAUUAGCAGUUACACCUAAACCUCAGGCUGCUGCAAAGCCGAUGAUGCAGGCCAGACCCGCCGCAGCCCUGGUAGCUGAUAAAGGAACCAGCAUGGUUUUAGGCACUGUUGGUAGCAGCAGUAGUGGAAAUUGCAGUAGUAGCAGCAGCAAUGCUAGCAGCAGUUCAAGCAGUAUUAGCAGUACUAGCAGCUUAUGUAGCCAGGCUAGCGUAAUCAGUAUUGGUAGCAGCAGCACUGCUAAGUCAAAUAGCAACAGCAAAGUUAAGGUCAAUAAACCGGGUACUAAUGCCACUUGCAUUCAAAGCAACGGUAACAUUGUGAAAGGUGAGGGUACAGGCAAUUCUGAGGCUAAAAGCAACAACAAGGAUAUUGUUUCAGCUGCCAGUACCACUCCAGCCACGACCUCUGCAUCUACGACUACAACAGAUACCGCCGAACCAAGUAAAUCAGACUCUCCUAUCUCUAUGAACUCUCAUAUAUUCUCCACCACCAACUUCCUGGACCCCAGCUUUAACAAAACUAAAAAGUCCCAGGAACAGCUGGCAGCCUUAAAGGAGAGCUUCCUUGUUAGCCAGUUUCCUAAUCAAGAGGAAGUAGACCGACUUAUAAGCCUAACUGGUCUGUCUGUACGUGAAGUGCGAAAAUGGUUCAGUGACCGCCGCUACCACUUCCGGAAUCUGAAGGGUUCAAGGUCAAGUGGCGGAGGUCAGACUGUUACAGCUAGUGGUGGCAUUUCCCAGCUGGAUACUCUUGCUGCUGUAGACCUGUCCGAAAACAGUACAACCCCAGAGAGGCCCAAAACCCCCCAGCAGUCACCUCUCAGCCCCUCACAGACAUCAUCCCCACCAACUCCAACACGGCGUCCUCCUCGACCCCCGUCGCCAGAUUUCACGGCCAUACGGUACAAAGAGCGAGAGCCCCAUCAGGUCCGUGCUUUGGAGGCCAGCUUUGCACAGGACCCAGAUCCAUCUAGUGAAGAAGUUGACCGGUUAAGAGCAGAAACAAAGAUGACUCGCCGAGAGAUCCACGGUUGGUUUGCGGAGCGACGGAGGAGGGUAGCAGCAGAGAAGAAGAAAGAAGAAGCUGAGAGGGCAGAAAGGGAAGAUGAUCUGGUGGGAGAAGCAGAGGAGCAUCGAAUAAACAAGGAAAAAAAUUGCAGUGAGGAGACCCUUGUAGCUGAAGAGUCCUGCCAGGAAACACAAGAAGACUUAGAGGAUAAACAGAAGGAUGAAAGUGGUACUGAGCCGAAAGUUAAUCCUAUCAAAAUCAAUCUCAAAAUGCUGAAAGUUACUGAAUCUAAUGGAAAAGGUGAGCCCGAGGGCAGUCAACUGAAUGAGGCUACCAAGGUGGCACAAUCUAUCUCUCAGACAGCUGUUCCUCAGACCUCCCCAUACCGAGGAAAGAAGACGCCGGAACAGCUCCACCUGCUGAAGCAAGUCUUUGCACGCACCCACUGGCCCAGUAGUCCCCAGUACAAUGAGCUGAUAACUAAAACAGGCCUGUCACGACCAGAGGUGGUACGUUGGUUUGGAGAUUGCCGCUAUGUCCUGAAGAAUGGCCAGCUCAAGUGGCUUGAGAGUUACCAGACCAUGGUAGAUGAGGAAGACUUCCAGAAACCCAACAUUAGCAUCCUAAAGGAGCACCUAGACAAGCAUGGUAAACUAGAUGAGACUAAGUUGGAUGAGAUUGUCAAAUCAAGUGGGUUAGGUGAGGAAACAAUCCGGCGGUGGUUUGUAAAUAAGACACCAAUUUUAUUGGUGGAAAGGAACUCUGAGAGCACAGGAGGUGUGACGACUGAACCAUCAUCUGCAAGCCCAACUGAAGCUGCUCCAUCGUCACAGCAUCCAGACCAUGAAGAUGUAAAGGUGGAGCAGUCAGGAAGCAGCCUAAUCUCUAAGGAUCAAACCAUGAAGUCAAUAGUUGAGAUAUCAACAAAUACUAAACAGGAGUCUGACUGAAGAGGAGAGUGGAUGUAUGAAAGAAUGUAAAGCGAUAUUGGACCAUGGGAUUACAGCGCACGUGGCCUUUAAUUGAAGGCUUUGUUUUUUUAAACAAACGACAUAAUACUUUAACAGGAGCACUAAAUAACAUAUUUGCAAAAACAAACAAACAAAAAAAACUGUUCCCCCAAUGAAUAUUGCCUUUUUCUCCAAGAGUUACUAGCUGUCCCACUGUUCAAGACAUGGUUCUGGAUUAUAAAAGGUCAGGAUGCACCCCUUCUACAGCCAGCUAUUUUUUCUAUUUGGAUAGGAUAGAGGGGAAAACAGACCAUGUCUUUGUGAAGUGAUAAACCCCAGUUGAAGUCCAUGGAGAAGAUUUUCUUGGAUGUGUAUUUUUCUUCUGGGGAGGAAUUACCAUUUUUAGGGGACUUAUGGUGGUUCAAAGCGCAAACUGCACAGCUCUCAUUGAGCCCUUUUGUAUUUCUUUAAAUAUGACUGACAUAAUUGCACCUCAGAGAGGUUGAGUUGUAUGCUGUAGGUGAGCAUCAAUACCACAGCACUUUAUUCCCCCUCAAAUGUCAUUGAAAGUAAAAAAAUCAUGAUUUGUGUAAAAACAGAUUCACCAGUGUGAACGCUUAGGCUUGUAUGAUUUUUACAAAUAUUAUUUGCAGAAUAAAUUUAAUAUAAAAAAAAGUCCAUCACGUUUUCAUUGUUGAAUAAGUACUUUAUUCUCAGGCUUGAUUAUGUUACAUAUGAAAAGCAAAAUUAAAACAUAUACUUUCUCCAAUAUAGCAUAGGCACAUUACAGAAAAGGCUUGGUUUGUAAAUAAGAUAAUUAACAAAACGCUGAUGCAACAAAGUAUAGAAAAUGGCAUAUAUAUGUCCAACAGGGAAUCUUUCGUUGAUGUAUACAUACACCAAGGCACAUGAAAGAUGAUGCAAGAAAACAGCAGAAACUAAUUAACAGACUGGAGAAGGGCUACAGAAGUACAAGGAAAGGGAAUAACACUGAGAACAAAUUGAGGGAAUGUUGGCUAAUUAGGAAUAAAUGUAAGGGAACCUGAGCAAGUUCCCUCUGAAGGACUUUGGCCUCGUCUUCUCCUCUCAAAGCUCAGGAAGUGAUUAUGGUCCCCAUGUCUUUCUGUAGUAUUUAUAGAUUUCAUAAUGCAAUUUGGUAUAUACUAGAAAAAGAGAGGAAUUACAGAAUUUAUGCAUGCAUCCAAAGGUGCAAACUGGUUGCUUGAAUUGCACACAUCCCUCCAUGUAAAAAUGCCCUUUGUUUACCAUUUUCAAGUUAGUUAGCAUUUCUGUAUAUGCCCAGUCUGGGGAAAUUGAGGAGUAAAUUCUUGAGCAUCUUUCAGACUCUGAGCUGUCAUGCACAGAACCAAAUAAAUACGGUGACAAUACUGCCAUAACAUUAGCAGCCACAAGGCAAAAAAAGGGGGAAAACGGCAAACAAGUCCUCCAUGGUCACCCUGCUCCAUAAAAACACACCUGGACCCCAUGGUCAAACGGAGAGCAAGGUAAAGCAUCAGCAAUGGAAAAACAAAUGUAACAGCAUCACAAUGGCUUCUCUCAUAUGGCUGUUAGACACUAAAUGAUUCCCAGAUCUAAAUGGCACGUUUAUAUGUGCAGUUCAGUAACAACUCAACCUCUACUGGCUAAACAGGAGAACUGCAUGUAAUUUAUCAGAGCUAUAAUAAAUAUGGCCUUGUUUUACUGUACAUCAGCUGUGAAUAUGAGAUUUAGCAGUCUUAGCCUGUUUAUCAAUCAGUGACAGUCUGUAUUACGGCAAUACUAUGGCAUAACACAAAACCAAAUGACAGCUUGGCACAAGGUAUACUUCUAAAAGACUGACCAAAAUGCCCUUACGCCUGUCCACAGAAGAAAGAAAUAAAACAUAUCCAUAAUAUUUUCAUAAUUAUUUUGACGCUCAGGGUGUUCUACUAUCCAAAUAAACUGAAGACAGUUAUUUUGGUCCCAAUUUUUUUUUGUAUAAACCACCUGCACAGUCUACCUUUGGCUUUCUUUAAACAGACAUCAUGGUUAACGCUACUAAAUCAUACAUAAAGUGUCCUCCCUAUUUUGAUCUGAUAAGACGAAACAUCAUAAAAAGCCUUCAGGAACAAGACUUCUCAAUUGCUAAAAUAUGGAGAAACAGUGUACGAUAAAUCACAGAAAUUGUGUUCUGAAAAGAGAUGGUCUGUAAGUCCUGUAAACUAAAUACACGUCUCUGAUGCUCCCGUAGCCUGAAAACCCCACCUGAGCUGUUUGUGAAUUAAAGUCCACCCGUGCAGACUGACAAAACAAAACAAGGAGAGUGAUAUUGCUCUCUGGUCACUUGAUAACAUCGUAACUUAGUUAAAAAAUAAA
Molecule: messenger RNA, 5942 nt
Organism: Carassius gibelio (silver crucian carp)
Lineage: Eukaryota; Metazoa; Chordata; Actinopteri; Cypriniformes; Cyprinidae
Gene: zhx3b
Product: zinc fingers and homeoboxes 3b
Exons: 3
Coding region: 333-3587 (1084 amino acids)
Biological process (GO): regulation of transcription by RNA polymerase II
Cellular component (GO): nucleus
Molecular function (GO): DNA-binding transcription factor activity, RNA polymerase II-specific; DNA binding
Source: RefSeq, a predicted model, not a curated record